GUCCCGAGGCCGGGUCAAGAUGGCGCUGGCGGCCCGGUGGUGCCGCUUUGCUGUGCUCGGCCUGUCGUGGCCUUACAGGCAGCCCGUCCCCCGGUGCCUGGCCCCUCCCGGACGGCCGGUAGCCUGGGCGCGGCGUUACGGCACCGAGCCGGGACCAGGGCGCCAGGCACGGCUCAAGAAGGUGGUGGUGGUCGGGAUCCCCAACCCGUUCGUCUGGGCCCGCACCAAGAUGUACUUCUUCCUGAUCAGAGCUUACUUCGAUCAGGACUUCACGUUCGAGGAGUUUUCCGCCGGUGCCAGGCAGGCCUUUUCACAAGUGUCAAAGAUGCUUUCAGAGUGCAAUUUUGAUGCCUUGAAGAAUCUUGUAUCAAAAGAGGCUUUGGAGGAAGUGGAAGAAAAAUGUUUAACAAUGCCACUUAACCGCAGGGAAGCCUUAGCCGCUGAACUGGAUGAAAUUAUGUACAGCACUCCAGGCGAUGUUGGAAUUUAUUAUGAUAACCAAGGUAGAAAGUUUGUCAGUAUAAUAAUGCGUUACUGGUACCUGACUGAUGUCGACCUUCCUGAUGAGACACCUGAGGGAACAAAGGUGUUUCAAGUAGUCUUUGGUGAUGAAGGCAACAAAGACAGCUUACGCCUUCUCACAGCCAAUUAUGAAUUUCGGCGUGAAUUCACACAAGGUGUGGAACCAGAUUGGAUCAUUACAAGGAUACAACAUUUCAAAUUAUUGGAGUGAUUCUGCUGAAAAUCUUACUGUAAGAAUGUUACUGCAUAACUCACAGCCAACAAAGACCUGCAAGACUGAGCCCUUUCGAGCUGUUAUAUUUUUAAUCCUGUAAAAUUCAAGUGUCAAAUUAGGUGCUGAUAUUACAUGAAAGCACUUUCCAUGCUGUGUAACUAUUGUGACUGAUACCUAAAUUGUAAUUAUUUGUCACUAUAGAACUGCAAAGCCUUUAUGAUUAUUUUGUUGAAAAAAAAUCAUGCUAAUGGUGGGCCUCCUGAUAUCCCUUCAAAUGAGUUUGAUUUAGUAUUCUCAGCAGAGAGGUGUAAGUGGACCUAGACAAUGGCUGUCUUCUGGUGCUUGCAACAUAAAUGUCACUACAAAAUUACAGCAAAUAAACAAACACUCCUUAACGGUGUGCCGUGAUGGGGAUUGAGGAGGAGAAAGUGGAUAGAUACUUUGUUGCUUCCUGUCGAAUGUCCAACAGGUAGAAGUUAAUAAGCAUAUUCCAGUAAUACGAAUAUCUUUAAGUUCUUGAACAAGGUUGUAAGGUAAUUACAAAUCUGGGAAGUUGGUUAACCCAUCCUAUUACAUAAUCCAAUUGGUUUUUAAAUGGAAACAGAAAUCCUAUGAAUCAUUCUACCUGAAAUCUGUACGAGACAGACUUUCCAAUAUUGAUUCUAAAAUUUCCUUUGAUACUAUUGAUGCACAUCCCCGCUCCCUCACCCCAAAUCAGAGCCAAGCAGUUUUUUAUUUCAGGAGACACUUAACUCUUGGCCCUGUAGAUUUUCUCUUCUUUGCAUCUAGAUCUUGAAUAUAUCCAUUAUGUCUUACUGACCACAACUGAUCUAGCUAUGACGAAAGCAUUAUUCAGUUUGAGCAACGACUUCCCUGUUAUUUCACAUUUUUUCUCCCUUUUUCUCUUUGAUGUGCAUCUAUUUGUCAUGUUUAACAUUUUGGCCGUAUAAGAUUUCUGCUGCUUUAAACUUAAUCCAUGAUUACAUCAGAAUCUUACAAGGAGUAGGAAUGUUUCCUCCUUUUCUAUGCAAUAUCUUGUGUGUCUUUAUUAAAUUUCAUCUGCCAAUUUCCUUUGCAUUUGCAUCUUGUUCAAGUCAUUUUCUAAUUAUGACCUUUCCGGUUGAAGAACAACCAAAUUUUCCAUAAGAUCCAUUACGUAGUUGCCAAUGAGUAAUGAACAAACAUUCUCAAUAUUAAUAGGGUACAUCACUUCUUUCUCUCCUGAAGUUGCUGACUUCUCCGUGCUUUUGGUUCCACAGGUAGAGACUGUUUUCCUCAGAGGUGUUCAUGUGUAAGCUGUUUGCUCCAAUUUUCCACUGAUGCCGUGACCACCGGUUAAUCAUCCGGUGUCUAUGCUGUUAAGCAUUAUUUUUCUUUUCCUGCUUGUUAGUACACAGAAACCAGUUGUUCUGUGUUGCAGUAAUCCAGCUGAAUUGGCAACCCUCUGUACAUUCUGGUGCCUUCUGGUCUGCAGUGCUGUUUUUCAGAACAAGCACAGCACUUACGAGCUGAGCAAUUGGAAAACUUAAUAUUUUAAAUUGGGAGAAUUUUCUGCCAGUCUAAACUGCCAUACUCAGCUGAUUAUAACUGAAGUGCAGCACAAGGAACUAUUUUUUUUUGACUGCUACCAUCUUCCCACUUACUACAUGCAGCUCGUUCCUAAAUAAUUCCAGUGUCUUGUUUUUGGUCAUGCUUCCUGUAACUAUUCUUGUAACUUCAAGCUAUUGAACAGCUUCUGCAAAGAAGUGUUUCCUAAAUGUGACCUCCAUAAUAAGCCCUAUAUUGGGCAGUGCUUAUGAAAACAGUUAUCAUCAUUGACUGGUCUUAGGGAAAAUACUGCCAAUGCCUUACAUGUUAAAUGGUCAAUAUUUUGUUUGAUUCAAAUAUCCAGUUCGCAUCUAAUGUGGAAUGAAGGAAGCUGGAUGAUGUUUCAACAGAGUGCAGAGAAGAUUGAUGAACAAACUAAUUUCUUCCUUUUCACAUUCUUUCUACUUUUAUACAGAAAAAAACCUAUGAGAAUCAAUCAAUCAUCUGAGAGUUAAGGUUUCAGUUAAAGAUGUGCUAGGCUAGGUCCUCCAAACUGGGAGACUCUUCGGGCCAAAUUCUUUCACCAUCCUGUUAAUGGAACAAAGAUAAUACACUUACAGGUUGAAAAUAGUUUGACAAUGUUUUUUGUCUCAAAAAUUGGAUACGCAGUGACCCUUUUAUAAAUUGUCUUAUUUAUAUGGUAGCAGAUGUAGAUUGGCUGCUUUCCAUUAUUAAUGUUUUGAUUACUCCCAAUGGGAGUAUUAUUGUGAGGGACUACUGUACUUGAAAUGCAGUGACAUAUUUACAGAAAGUCUUUGCUGUAUCCUCCAUUGGAGAGUAUUACUUCCAGUAUAUACAGUGGUUCGGUUUCACGGGGUUCAUAUUGUACAGGUUUGAAGGAAAUGGCUCAUCGCUUGAUUACUUUGCAAAAACUAUGAACAUUUAUUACAGGUUGAAAAUAAGUGAUUGGAAGAAGUGUUUUCAUCCUGUAUUAUCCUUCAGUGUAACUGUUGCAUCCAGUGACAUGCUAUUUUAAAUAACACCCCAAAAAUGAACUAAUUAAAUAAAAUAAAUGAGCAACGGUCUUUUUUGAAAAAUAGCACCUGGAACACACAUCAGUAUUUCAGCAGAAACCAAUCAAAUUAAACCAAAAUGUUGUUCUGAAGGGAGAUGACACAACCUAGCCCCCAUAUAUCUGUUCACUGCCUGCAUUUGCACCCUGUCCCCCUUGAUUCCAUACAUUCUAUUUGAAAUGUCUGGAAGCUAAUCCAUAAGUAAGGGGACAAGCCUGUUAUUUAACCCUACACUGUUCUGGAGUACUGCCUGACUGCUGGUAGCUACAGCAUAGUGGAGUGAGGAUCAGAUAAAGCUCCCCUUUCGGAAAGGAUUCAGAAAUUAUGGAACUGAAUUCAAAAAGAGAAAGUCGGAGCUCAACUGCCAGUAACUGUCUGAAUUUACUGAAAGGUAACCUAUUAGUAUUCGGUUUUAAGCUGUUAAUUGUACUGACUUGUUUACAAUUGAAAAAAAUUUUGUGUGAUUUUGUAAAAAUAAAUAAAUAUCUGUCUAA
Stegostoma tigrinum is the source of this 3830-nucleotide messenger RNA. It is a transcript of the gene maip1, whose product is annotated as matrix AAA peptidase interacting protein 1. NCBI's taxonomy places the organism in Eukaryota, Metazoa, Chordata, Chondrichthyes, Orectolobiformes, Stegostomatidae. Gene Ontology annotation, biological process: protein insertion into mitochondrial inner membrane from matrix; inner mitochondrial membrane organization. The record is from RefSeq and is a predicted model, not a curated record. Gene Ontology annotation, cellular component: mitochondrial inner membrane. The transcript has 5 exons. Gene Ontology annotation, molecular function: ribosome binding. The coding region runs from base 20 to 733 and encodes 237 amino acids.